AUGCAUAUGUCCUUAUCUUCUAUAUCCAAUAAUGUGAUUUAUGCAAACAAGGUCUCAUGUCAUAUUUCUAGUCGUAACAAGACUUGUGACAUUUUUAUUGAUGUGCUUGAGGUUGAGGGAGUUUACUAUGGCUUCUCUGGUUGUCACCGGUUUGAGGCUCACCAGCGCCUAGGGCUCCCCACGAUCCGUUGCAAAAUUCGACGUGGAACAAAAGAAACUUUGAGGCAUCACCUCCGUUGA
Messenger RNA from Ilex paraguariensis (yerba mate), 240 nucleotides. The record is from the annotation of a GenBank genome assembly. Lineage: Eukaryota; Viridiplantae; Streptophyta; Magnoliopsida; Aquifoliales; Aquifoliaceae.